GGGCUGUGCCCCGCUCCGCCAUGGGCCCCCCGCUCCUCCUCGCCUGCCUGCUCGCCCCGCUCUGUGCUCGGGGUGCCGGCCCGGCCCAGCCAGGCGCCGCAGCCCCCCAGGCCUGGCGGCAGCACGAGGCUCCUCGGCGGGUGAAGAGGGCCUGGGUGAUCCCCCCCAUCAGCGUCUCGGAGAACCACAAGCGCAUCCCCCACCUCCUGGUGCAGAUCAAGUCGGACAAGCAGCAGCCCGGAGGGGUGAUCUACAGCAUCAAAGGGCCGGGCGUGGAUGAGGAGCCCCUGGGCAUUUUCUCCAUCGACAAGUUCAGCGGGAAGGUUUUCCUCAACGCCAUGCUGGACCGCGAGGACAACGACCGCUACCGGCUGAGAGCCUUCGCGCUGGACCUGGGCGGUGCCACCCUGGAGGACCCCACGGACCUGGAGAUCAUCGUGGUGGACCAGAACGACAACCGGCCGCUCUUCGGGCGGGACGUCUUCACCGGGAGCGUGGUGGAGGGCGCCGAGCCAGGGACCUGCGUGAUGACCGUGGAGGCCACCGACGCCGACGACCCCGACACGGACAACGCGGCGCUGCGCUAUUCCAUCCUGGAGCAGGGUGCGGCCGGAAUGUUCAGCAUCAACGCCACCACCGGCGAGAUCUGCACCGCACGGCCCGGCCUGGACCGGGAGACCAUGGGCGUGUACAACCUGACGGUGCAGGCGGCCGACAUGUCCGGGGACGGGCUGACCACCACGGCCAUGGCCGUCAUCUACCUGGAGGACAUCAACGACAACGCUCCCGAGUUCACCAAGGAGGAGUUCUCUAUGGAGGUGGAGGAGCAGGCGGCCGGCGUGGACGUGGGCAGGGUUUUUGUGCACGACAAGGACCUGGCGGGCUCGCCCAGCUGGUUGGCCAAAUUCACCGUCCUGGAGGGCGACCCCGAGGGCGCCUUCGCCAUCCGGACCGACCCGCACACCAACGACGGCGUGCUCUCCGUGGUCAAGCCGCUGGACCACGAGGUGCGGGACCGCUUCGAGCUGACGGUGUCGGUGCAGAACGAGCGGCCGCUGGAGCCCUCGGCCCCCGCCAGCCCCCGGGCUCUGGCCACGGUGCGGGUGCGGGUGCGGGACGUCAACGAGGCGCCCGUGUUCCGAGAGAACCCGCGGCGGAUCAGCGUCCUGGAGGGGACACCCCCGGGCACCCCCAUCACCACCUACACCGCCAGCGACCCCGACACGCACCAGAUCCAGACCCUCACCUACGCGCUGCUCUACGACCCCGCGGACUGGCUGCGCCUGGACCCUCACGCCGGCACCGUCCGCACCAAGCGGGAGCUGCUGCACCCGUCCGCCUUCCUGCAGGGCGGCUGGUACAUCGCCCUGGUGCUCGCCCGCGACGAUGCCGAACCCCCGCUCUCGGCCACCGGCACGCUGUCCAUCGAGAUCCUGGAGGUGAACGACCACGCUCCGCAGCUGCAGCCGCCGGCCGGGGUGCUCUGCGGGCGGCCGGGACGCGGCGGGACCCUGCUCCUGGGGGCCACCGACGACGAUCGACCCCCCCACGGAGCCCCCUUCCACUUCCAGCUCAGCCCCCAGCACCCCCAGCUCGCCCGCAACUGGAGCCUGGCCCGCUUCAAUGUGACCCACGCCGUGCUGGCCGUGCUGGCGGAGCUGCCCGAGGGGCUCUACUCGCUCCCGCUGCUGCUCCGGGACUCGGGGACCCCCCCGCGGGAGCAGCAGCAGCUGCUGAACGUCUCGGUGUGUCACUGCGGCCGGGACGGCGCCUGCCUGGACGGGGCCCUGGCCGCGGCCACCGCCGGGGCCGGCAUCACCCUCGGGGCGCUCACGAUCAUCCUGGGCAGCACCAUCCUCCUCCUCGUGCUGGCCGGGCUGGGCGCUGCGCGGGUGCGCGGGCGCCGCCGGGCUCUGCGCAAGGGGCUCCUGCAGCGCUCUCGGGACGACAUGCGCGACAACAUCCUCAACUACGACGAGCAGGGCGGGGGCGAGGAGGACCAGGACGCCUACGACAUCAACCAGCUCCGGCACCCCGAUCUCUUCUCGCCCCGGGCCAAGCCCCCCCAGCGCAGGGACGCCCCGCUCAGCUCCGGGACCCCCCUGGCCCCCCGCAAGCUGCCCAGCAGCCCCUCCGACAUCGAGGACUUCAUCAAUGAGGGGCUGGAGGCGGCUGACAGCGACCCCAGCGUGCCCCCCUACGACACCGCCCUCAUCUACGACUACGAGGGCUCGGGCUCGGUGGCCAGCCCCCUCAGCUCCAUCGUGUCCAGCCUGACGGACGAGGACCAGGACUACGACUACCUGAGCGAGUGGGGGCCCCGCUUCCGCCGCCUGGCAGAUCUGUACGGGCACUAACGGGGACGGGGGACAGGGGACAGGGGACAGCCACUGCCCGCGGAGGGACUGCGGCACGGACGGGGCGGGGACAGCUCACACGCACACACGGACACACACAGACAGACACACGGACACACACAGACAGACACACAGACACACACACAGACACACACGAACACUCUCACACACGCAGAGGAGAUGCCCAGAGGCAGCAGCUUCAGGCACGGGAUGCCCGGCUGGAGCGGCUUUGCACACGCGUGUGCAACGCGAGGCCUCCGUGCAGGGGGUGCACACUCAGAGCAAACCUGGGGGGGGGGACGCUCGGGUGAGCCCCACACAGCUGGGGAGGGGGCGAGGAGACCCCCGGUCACCCCCGUAAUAAAGAGCGGGGGUUGGUGGCGGGGAUGCGCCACCCCCCCGCACCAGCGGCCCGUAGAAACAAGGCACUUUUAUUGGGAGCCGGCAGCACCCCGGGGGGCUUCACCCCCACCCCAGGGCUCCCAGCUCCGCUGCUC
This is a messenger RNA of Hirundo rustica (Barn swallow), 2854 nucleotides long. It is a transcript of the gene CDH15, whose product is annotated as cadherin 15. The record is from RefSeq and is a predicted model, not a curated record. The transcript is spliced from 14 exons. Lineage: Eukaryota; Metazoa; Chordata; Aves; Passeriformes; Hirundinidae. Gene Ontology annotation, biological process: calcium-dependent cell-cell adhesion; homophilic cell-cell adhesion; multicellular organism development. Gene Ontology annotation, molecular function: calcium ion binding; cadherin binding. Gene Ontology annotation, cellular component: catenin complex; plasma membrane; adherens junction. Bases 21 to 2357 code for a protein of 778 amino acids.